AUGGAGACAAUCAACAACAUCGCGGGCGCGGCGAGCAAGGCCAUCUGGGGAACGAACGAAGCUAACCAAGAGCCUGUCUCUGGUGUCAAGGGCAACACUAGCCAGGGUGAACCGUAUGACGCUGGCAAUAUCGAAGACCCCUUGAACAAGGAGAAGAAGGCCAACGUGGCUGAUGCCCACACCUCUGAGCCGGCGACUGGGUCAACAGCAACCACAACCACUGGGCUGUCUACUACCACUGCCCCUACCACAAGCACCCCGUCGGCUGGCACGACUGGAACGACUGGUACCGAGACUAGAAACGAGCACAGCUUGGCCGAUAGGUCGCGUGCUACCGAGGAAUCCACGACGCACAAGACGACAGAGGAGCUGUCCCCAAAGCACAAGGAAGAGAUCGGCAAGCCUGAGCUCAAGCACACAUCACCCAACGAUGUCCCCUCGGCCGACAGCGCCGCAGGGAAGACUGAGACGCGCGCUCCCAGUGACCCGGCCACCGAUCCGGCGCCCAAGGGACAAGAUGUCAACAACAGUGCGUCCGGUCCGACUGCUGGCGGUGACAAGCUUGACGGCCCAGGCCCGAGACCCCUGGAAGCCGUCGCCAAGGAGCGCGGGGGUGAUGCUGGCAAUGUCAAGGGAUCCUCGAAGGGUGGUCUCAUCGGAGGUGAGGAGUCCAAGACGGACACCGAAGGCAAGAAGGAGGAGGAUCCUAAUGCCAGCCACGGCGAGGAGGGUACGGGCGAGAAGCUCGUAAAGGCUACAGGAUUGGCUGCUGAUGGCGGCGAUUUUGAUGCGACGAGGCCUGGCGCCGGUCGCGAGGCAGACCGCCUCCUGGAUGAGAAGGAUCCCGCCCAUGCGGCAGCCAAGGCAUCUGCAAAGUCCGGCGCCGACAAAACCAGUGAUAAGACGAGCGAAUCUCACAGCUCCAGUACCGGCACUGGCACGGAGAAGGAGAAGGAAAGUCUCAAGGACAAGAUCAAGGCCAAGCUUCACCGUCACUAG
Molecule: messenger RNA, 999 nt
Organism: Colletotrichum abscissum
Lineage: Eukaryota; Fungi; Ascomycota; Sordariomycetes; Glomerellales; Glomerellaceae
Exons: 3
Coding region: 1-999 (332 amino acids)
Source: RefSeq, a predicted model, not a curated record